ACAUAACAUUUGUUAUUUCAUCUUUGUGCAUUGGAAUGGAAGAUCAUCAGGGGCAGAAGGACCCCAACACCAAAAACAACAACGCUCCAAGCCCCCACCAUGGCUGCAGCUCCGAGAAGAGUGAACCGGUUAGGUCAAGGUGGACUCCAAAGCCAGAACAAAUCCUCAUCCUUGAGUCCAUCUUCAACAGCGGCAUGGUGAACCCACCAAAAGAUGAAACCGUCAGAAUAAGGAAGCUCCUUGAGAAAUUCGGCACCGUCGGUGACGCCAACGUGUUUUACUGGUUCCAGAACCGCCGCUCCCGAUCUCGCCGCCGCCAGCGCCAGAUGCAAGCCUCCCUUGUUGAGCAGAGAAACAACCUGCAGAACAACAACAUGCAGCAGCAGCUUCUUGAAGGUGCACCAGCUGCAGCAAGUGCUAUUCCUUGUGAUCAAGCUCAGGGUCAUCCCAACCUUGCUGCUGCAAUUUCCAUGGGUUUUGGUUCUUCCUCUUCUCCAUCUUAUCUUGCUGGUUCCUCUUCAUCUUGUGGUGUUGGCCAACAAGGCUUGGAUGGUUACUUCUCACUUUCUCCUCAAAUGGGUUACCCGGGAAUUGAUCAAAGUUUUGCUGCAUCAUCUCUUGUGUAUCCUCCUGUUGCUCCUAACUUGAACUACCAAUCUGGAUAUGAGGGUUCUAAUGUUUCAGGAUACAUCACGGUGUUUAUCAAUGGGAUUGCAACAGAGCUUCAAGGGGGGCUAAUAGACAUGAAAACUAUGUUUGGGGAAGAUGUGAUGUUAGUUCAUUCCUCUGGAGUUCCUGUUCCCACAAAUGAAUUUGGGUUCUUGAUGCAAAGCUUGCAGCAUGGUGAAAGCUACAUUCUGGUCCCGAAGGCACCACAAGAAUGAAACCAUCAGCCUAUGUAGCAGACGUGGAAGCUUCCUAUACGUGUUUCUCUGACUGCUGCUUCUCUCUUUUUUCCUUUUACCAAUUUCGUUAUUUCAUAUAAUAGAGAUCUAUCGUGUGAUUUUAGUAGCCCAUAUAUCCCUCUAUCUACCUUAGCAAAGAUAUAUACUGUAUGUUCUUAGUUUGGUUUCAGUACAAACAUGUUUUAUGAAACUCUAGAUAUUUGAUCAAAACAAGUUGUGUAAUGUAUUUUACAUAGCUCAUUCAGUUCUUGGAAAUGCUUCUAAGUAUGUUCUCUGACUGAAAAAAAAAACAUGAUAGAGUAAAUUCUUCCUUGACAUGGAGGUUCUAG
Lotus japonicus is the source of this 1234-nucleotide messenger RNA. Its product is annotated as WUSCHEL-related homeobox 11-like. The record is from RefSeq and is a predicted model, not a curated record. Bases 36 to 884 code for a protein of 282 amino acids. Gene Ontology annotation, molecular function: DNA-binding transcription factor activity; DNA binding. Lineage: Eukaryota; Viridiplantae; Streptophyta; Magnoliopsida; Fabales; Fabaceae. Gene Ontology annotation, biological process: adventitious root development. The transcript is spliced from 3 exons.